This is a messenger RNA of Cylindrotheca closterium, 1914 nucleotides long. NCBI's taxonomy places the organism in Eukaryota, Bacillariophyta, Bacillariophyceae, Bacillariales, Bacillariaceae. The record is from the annotation of a GenBank genome assembly.
AUGAAUCAAUCCAGAGGGUUCAGCCGAAAGAAUGUCUUGACGACUGCAUAUCUAGUGUUCUUUCUUCCUUUGCUUGGAAUGGUAGCAUAUCAGGCUACAUUCAUAAGAACCGUGGACGUGGAGGAUGGUGUAGAGGUUAGUAGGGAGGAGUUCAGUGCUCCCAAUCUGCAACCACACCAUCGGAACCGAGGCUCGGAAUAUAUCAUGUGGGCUCAGAAUGAGUCUUAUCAACAUUACUGCAGAAACCACUUCUUGCCGGACAAAGAGUGGGGACGUCGUCUUGCGCCAUUGGUAGACAAAGUGGAAGUAAAACGCAUCGUCGCAGGGUGGGCCAUUCCAGAUCUGAAGCUUGUUCCUACUAUUGCAAUUUUCAACAAGUCGCACACAGAAUCAUUUGGCAUUUCUGAUAUGCCAGAUGGGAGCAUCAUGAAAGCGUCACACAUGUCAGGAAGGGUUUCCAGAAUCGUCAACGGAACGUUUACAUGUUUCAAGAUGUGUGCGGGGCUUGGGAAUAAGCCAAUUCGAAAGGAAGAAGGCGCAAGAGAACGAUUUCAAGGUAUCUUGAAAAAAAUGCUUAAGGCCAAGAUGAGAAGACACAACGAGCCACAGUAUGAAUUCAUCAAUCCAACCGUAAUCUUGGAGGAACAAUUGGACAUGAGUAAAUUCCGUGAUGUCACUUAUUGGUAUGUUUCGGCGGGAGUUCCUGUCUUUGUGAGCAUGGAAUGCCAAGAACCCAAUACCACAGUGCUUCACAGAAAUUUCUAUAAUGCGGAUUUCGAAAUGCUUGAAAUGAAAUUUUUGAGAAACCCAUGUUCCGUUCCGGUCGCAAAACCAGGCGCCUGGGACAAGAUGAGAAAUAUCGUCCAUGAGCUUGGCAAGCGCUUGCCAAAGGAAAUUGUGCGCAUUGAUCUUUAUUCCAGUGAUGAUGAAGUUUACUUUUCCGAAUUCACAUACACAGGAUAUGCUUGUCAGAAAAGAUUCACCCCAUGGAUUGCUGGAGGGCUCUUGUCUGCCUUGCAUGGAGAUACAGUGGAUCCUGGCAUCGUUUCGCCUCAAUACGUCAAAGAUACCAUUCAAGGGCAUUCCUGGUCCUAUGCCCCAAUGCAUGGUCUUUCGCUGAUUCCUGAAAACGCGUCAUCCCACCCUUCACCAGUGGACUUGUGUUCGGCAAUCUACAGCGAAAUGGAUGCUGAAUUGCAGGAACACUGUCUUGGAAAGCUCCGACCAAAUGCUGCAAAAGUCCCAUUCCGAUGCAUCGUCUCGAAUGAUAUCGGUGAUCACGAGCAUCGCCAUGCAUCUCUAACCUUUAUUGGUGCUGUGAAGUACCCGACAUUUUCGGAUCUCAUGAAACGAGUGGAUUGGGAUCGUGCCAUUAUUCUGAUUGCUCUGAUAUGCUACUUUACAUACAAUCAGAUUGGGACAAAGCAUCAUCAGAACCAAUAUCGCAACAAUGCCAUGUACUUGUUUGUUAUGUCAAUUUACAUGUACCUGUUUACCGAUCACAAUGGGUACCUCUCAAAAAAUUCACUCUUUGACGUGGUCUACGAGAGUUUCCGCGCAUUCAGGGCAGUGCACCCAAUGAGCUCGCCAUUCAUUUGUUUGUCACACUUUGUAACCUAUUGGUUCAAGAUUGCAUCUUGGAGAUCGAAGUCACUUCGCAACUUGCUGUUUUGGCAGCUCUGCGUCGAAUUGGUGAGCGCCUCGACCAAUGAAUUCGCCCAUCAUUUCGAAGACUUGGACCAUGUGCGAUGUAUGCGCCUAUCCUUCAUCCAUCAAAUGCAGAACUAUGUUAUCGACGAGCUGAUUCGAACAUACAUUGUUCCACCCUUUUUUGUUUACCUCUACCUUCUCCCAACGUUCUUAUUUCACUGGGCUGGUAUUCUUAUCAUGAGUAUGGUAUCGCUCAUAUUCUAA